This is a messenger RNA of Pimephales promelas (fathead minnow), 6092 nucleotides long. It is a transcript of the gene nfat5b, whose product is annotated as nuclear factor of activated T cells 5b. Gene Ontology annotation, biological process: regulation of transcription by RNA polymerase II; cytokine production; calcineurin-NFAT signaling cascade. NCBI's taxonomy places the organism in Eukaryota, Metazoa, Chordata, Actinopteri, Cypriniformes, Leuciscidae. Gene Ontology annotation, molecular function: transcription factor binding; RNA polymerase II cis-regulatory region sequence-specific DNA binding; DNA-binding transcription factor activity, RNA polymerase II-specific. Gene Ontology annotation, cellular component: transcription regulator complex. The record is from RefSeq and is a predicted model, not a curated record.
ACACACACACACACACACACAAACACAUAUACAAACACACACUACGAAGAGCGCUGGCCGACAUAAACACUUUUUAAAUGAUAUUUAGAAGUGUCAUUGGCUGCUUUUUCGACACCUGGCUUUUGUUCGUUUUCGUCUUUUCUUUCGUUCAAAUUAACGAUGGCAGUUUGUUAGAAGCUGCGGUUGAAGAGCAAGUCUGUCAUUUUCUCGGCGGGUCGGAGGAUCUGCGAUGCCCUCUGAUUUCACAACGCUCUUCAGCGCGGAUAUCGACCUCGAUUCGCCAAAGUCCCUCUACUCCAAAGAAUCAGUAUAUGAUCUUCUCCCGAAAGAGCUGCAGCUGCCAUCUUCUAGAGAGCAGAACGCAGCCGCUAUGAGUCAAAAAAGUGGUGGAGAGGCAGGACCUCCUCCGUCAACAGCUCUCGCCGCAGAUGUGUCGUCCGCCUCUUCUGCUAUGAGCACGGGGAGUCCUCGCAGUGCUUUUCCCACCUCUUCCACCUCAGCUUCAGAACGGAUCGCCGGGAAUGACAGCGGCACGCCUGGAGAUGUUUGCGGUCGGAGGAAAGCCGAGGUGCUGGCUGCGGAAAACAAGCUUUCCGGCAGGGUUUGUGGAGAUAAAGGUGGCCAGCAGACCCAGAUGACACCCUCCAAACGGCCUGUCCUCAACAUCUCGCCUCCACCCGAGGACCUGUUCGACGACAGCAACAUGUCCUGCCAGGAUGAGCUGCUUCUCGACUCAGAGCAGAGUAACAGCAUCUGGAUGGAAAACUCAGUGUCUAACUUCAGCAUUGUGAGCUCCAGCUCUUAUAAUGACAACACUGAAGUGCCCCGCAAGGCCCGUAAGUGUACCCCCCGACAGAAGCCGGGGUCAAAGCCGGUCGCCGCUGAAGAGGCCAGCAUGGAUGUCUUUGACGCAGACAGUGCCAAAGGUCCACACUUUGUGCUCUCACAACUUGGCCCAGACAGCAAGACCUGUUCCAAAGCCAGCUCUGAUGGACCUCAAGCAUCUGGUCUCAAAGGCGGGAUACUGUCUUGUCAGUAUCCUCAGAAAAGUGAAGGGAAAGAACUGAAGAUUGUGGUGCAGCCCGAGACUCAGCAUAGAGCGCGUUACCUGACCGAAGGCAGCCGUGGGUCUGUGAAAGACCGAACACAGCAGGGUUUCCCUACUAUCAAGCUUGAGGGUGUGAAGGAGUCAGUGGUCCUGCAGAUUUUUGUGGCCAAUGAUGCUGGACGUGUGAAACCCCACGGGUUCUACCAGGCUUGCAGAGUUACAGGCCGGAACACAACUGCCUGUAAGGAAGUGGACAUUCAAGGCACAACUGUCAUCGAAGUGCCUCUGGAUCUCAGCAGCAAUAUGACUCUGGCUGUAGAUUGUGUGGGGAUCCUGAAGCUCAGGAAUGCCGAUGUGGAGGCCCGUAUUGGGGUGGCUGGAUCUAAGAAGAAGAGUACCCGUGCCAGACUGGUGUUUCGAGUCAACAUCCCACGCCCCGAUGGCUCUGUGCUCACGUUACAGACCUCGUCGUCUCCCAUACUGUGCACCCAGCCUGCAGGAGUACCUGAGAUUCUCAAGAAGAGUUUACACAGUUGCUCUGUUAAAGGGGGGAAUGAAGUCUUUAUUAUCGGAAAAAACUUUCUCAAAGGAACCAAGGUCAUAUUUCAGGGGAAUGCUUCAGCAGAUGAUAAGUCCUGGAAGGCAGAGGCUGACAUUGACAUGGAGUUUUUCCAUCAGAAUCACAUUAUUGUCAAAGUUCCUCCAUAUCAGAAUCCAGCUAUCACAUCUCCUGUAUCUGUUGGUAUCUAUGUUGUUACAAAUGCCGGACGAUCCCAUGAUGUUCAACCAUUUACGUACACUCCAGAGCCAGCGGUUGAUUCCUCUGUAAAAAAGGAAGUCUUGCCUCCAGUGACACCUUGUUGUUUCGAACAAAUAAAAGUAAUCGAUACUGCCUUGAUGACGCCAGUUUUGCCUCUUGUUAAACGAGAAGAGGCCACACCAAUGGAGGUCUCUAGUAAUCCCUCGGCCUUCAAGACCUCUGAAGUCAUCAAUUCAGCUCAGCAAGCCUUAGACAGGAGUACUGAGAUCUCCACCAAUAACUGCAAAUUUUCCAGUCCGCUGGCACACCAAACAAGAGAACAGGAUCAAUCUCCGAAUUCUGUCUUUUCUAACAAGGAACCAUUCAGCACCAUCCAGGAACAUAAUCUUGCAUCCAGCGGCUCUUUCCACGUGCCUAAUAAAUCUCUUCUCCAUCAAGGAGUUCAGCCAUUCCUCUUGGAACACAGAGACAGUCUUGGACAGGAGAGAUCAGGCAACAGUGGCGGAUCAGUGGUGGGUCUGUCCCAGAUGGACGACAACCCGCAGCAACAGCUCUCUCUUCUACCUCCAGAUGAGGUGGCUCAACUAGAGCAGGCUGUGCGGCAGCUGCAAGCAAAGGGAUUCUGCAACAUCCAACUCCAGAAUGAGAAUUCAAUGUCAAAGCAACGACAACAUCAACUUCAACAGCAGCAGCAACAAAUCCAACAACAGCAGCAGCAAAUCCAACAACAACAGCAGCAAAUUCAGCAACAGCAGCACCACAUCCAGCAACAAGAGCAGCAAAUCCAGCUGCAGCAGCAGCAGCAAACUCUGGAGAACCUGCAACAUCAGCUUUUUCAGCCCCAAGUUCAGAUUCAUUGUAGUUCGGAGCAACAGAGCUCUUCCCAGGGAAUCGCGCAGAAUGGAAAUUCCCUCUUCCAGCAAACCCCAUCACAACAGCAGCAGCAGCAGCAAGCAACCUUGUUUCAACAAGCAACUGGCUUUCUUCAGCAGCAACCCAGUCAUUCCUCACCUUCCCUGUUUCACAAUCCGACAGCCAUGACUGAAGCCCAAAGCCCACAGGAGGCUCUUUUCCACACACAGAAGACCUCACCCAACCAGGAUCAGGUCCAAGCUUCCCUUUUCCAAAGCAAUCUCAAUGUUCUCAGUGGGUCUACCAUGUCUGUAGAAGCGCAGUCCUCUGCAACCAGUAUGUUUCUUUCCCAGAAUGCUGUACCAGGUCAACUUACCGUUAAUGCCAGCCAGCCACGGCAACUGGCUUUCCUCACUUCAAUGCAGGGAACUCUCGAGGCCCCAUCUGUAUUUCAGACUCCAACCCAACUGUCCCCCAUUCAGCAAGGCACUCCGAUGGAGCAGCAGCAGUCACCACAGCAUGCUCAACCUGGCUCCAUGUUCCAGAGUAUCUCCCAAUCACCAAGCAAACUCUCUCCUGGUCAGCAACAGCAGGCUGGUCUACUUCUUGGGUCCUUAAAUUCUCCAGUAACACAAGAGCAAACUUCAAAUAUGUUAUUCGGUGGACAAGUUCAGGUUGGAUCGAUGAACAACAGCAGCCUAGCUUCUCCAGAACAACAGAACACUUCCCUUCCCUUCUCUCAGGCCGGCAUGGUCACAGUCAGGCAGCAGGAGUCAUCUAAACCCAUGACAUUUCAGGAUCAGACUACUAUGGUGGUCAACCCGUCCUCGAAUAAGCCAAUUUUCCAAGACCAGCAACCAAUGCAGUUGGCACCAAGUUCUGGUACAGGCCCUUCACAGUCUGUAAACCUCUUCAUGGCCCAGUCCAACAUGCAAGGGGGGAUGGCUUCUCAAGAAACCCUUUUUGCACCACAGAGUGAUGUAACCGGAAUCCAAACCAGCACUUCCUCUCCAGUACAACAGCCUGGUCAACUCUUUCAGACUACAAUGGGUGGAAACCUCAACCAGCCCAACCGGAAUCAGCAGCCCGACCUCUUCCUUUUUGAGAUCCAGAACGAGUGCCGUCAGCUAAUGAACAGCCCGGGAUCUACACUAUCUGAUCAGAUCAUUGCCAUCAGUCAGUCUGGACAGAGACAGCAAGAGAGUGAGGGGCAAAUCCAGUCUUUACUUGGGCAGUCCAUGCCAGACCCUGGAAAUGUGCCGAGCACCUUGACAACCUCUCAGAACAUGGAGAAGAUUGACGAUCUUCUGGUGAGCCUUCAGGAGCAAGGCAAUAACAUUUCCCACUCCUACUAGGUUCUUCAAGGAUACGCUGCCCAAUAUCUCAAUUCCAUAUAUGAUUGUUGAUAUUUCUUGCACACAUAUUGGAUAUUUUGGUAUCCUUUAUUUUGGAUUUUGCAAAAAUAGUGGAUUGGAGACACUUUGGUCAUAUCCCUCAUAGCAAGAGUAGGCCAUUAACUUUUAUUUCAUUCUACACAUUGACAUUGAGACAGUAGAGUCGCCUGUUGAAUGAUUUGGCAAAAUCUCUUGAAUAAUCAUAACUAUGGCAGAACCCUCUGGAGAACCUCAAGGCAUCCUUAAAGAGGGGCAGUUUUCCAUGGAUCUUACAAAAUGCAACCCAUAUGUUAUAAAGACUGUCAUUGGUUCUGCAGCAACUUUUAGGCACCUGGAAACCUAGAGACUAUCAAAAGGGUUUCGUUGGUGUGGCGGUCUAAGGAACUUAAAGGGUGCCUUGAGUAGCUCUUUAUUUUUACAGUGACGGAGAGAUAUUUUGGGAAGAUCAGGACUCAUGAGAUGUCUGUUUUUAGCUGUAAACUAAACAAAUAAUCAAGAAUGCCUGAUAGAAACAGUCUGCAGUGACAAUUUUUUGUAAACAGUCAUUAAUACCUUUUUCUCUGACACACUUGAGUAUAAGCUAUUUUUCUUUUGGAAAAAUCUUUUUAGUCAAAUGGGAAUAUGUACAUUCACUUAGAAUAUAAGUGAGAAAACAAAUGUGUUUUGGCAUUUUCCUUCUAGCACUUUAUGUAUGUUUUCAGUGUGGUUAGUUAUUCCUGACUCAUUGACAUUUCAUCAAGCUUUCAUCAAAUCUCAAACCAACCAUGUUUACUGAAUACAUAAUUCUACUGUCUUUCAUCUCUGUGUUUUUUAAGACUAAUCCGUAUAGUAGCAUUUAGAAAUGCACAUUCCUGGUUUAAAAUCAAACAAGUAGUUAUCAGUAAUCUAAAAAAACAAAGCCUCUGAUAUUUAUUUUUGAUUUUGGUUUACACAAGUCAUUUCUUGCCAUCAUAGUUUGACUGGUAUCUAUGUUUUGCAUGUCUAAGUUAUCCUAUAUAUAUAUAUAUAUAUAUAUAUAUGUGUGUGUGUAUGUGUGACAUAUUUUCUGAUUAUACCUCUAAAAGUUUGUCAUUAUUAAAUUUAUUCUUAUAAUAAUUCUGAAAUAUUGACAGUUGAUGCUCAAAUCAUUUUGUGUCAUUGUGGUAGGUUAUUUUAUUUAGUUUACCAGUGUCUGGUACGCUGGAACAGGGCUGAUUGCAUUUUUUGGGGGGCAAAUUAGAAGGCAAUGUCCAACCGGUAUUAUCGACAUGUUCUCUGAAUAUACAGUAAAUACAAACGCUAUAAAUGCUGGGGAAGCAACCUUUUAUCUUUGGUAACAGAAAUCGUUUUUGUCAAUCACCUAAAAUAUUAAAGCCGUCGGCAUGUCAAAACCAAUAUUUUAUCUACUUUUAUCGAAAAUUGGUCAGUUUUGUGGCUCAGUUGGUUGUUCAUGUAUUCAGUUUUGAAGUGAGUUUGAUUUGAAUGUAGAGAACCUUGUGAGCUAUAUAUUUCUGGUAAUAUCAAGCUCAUGCAUGUGUUCUAGUGUUAGACAUAACGUAAAGCUGCCAAACUAGUUUGUGUGCUUAAUAUUAGGCUGAUGUGACAUUAGUUGGCAGAUUGUUUUGUUGUUAGCAUGAGGGUGAAAUAUAUACAUUAUGAGGGAGCUGUUCUCUGUAAUGUUACAGAAAUGGCUCAUUUGAGCCUGCUAUGUUUGGUAUUAAUUGUCAAUUUUUUUUGACUAUUCUCUUUUCUCAGAAAUUUGGGUGAUUUUUAUGCCUACUUUUUAGUAGAGACUUUUUUUCCUUUUUUUUGGGGGAGAAGUUUUGCUUGAGAGGUGCUUUUUUUUAUAUCUCUGCAUGGGAAAGAACUGUGAACGGGAACUGGAAAAAAGUCUUCAUCUCUAUACAAUACUAAUUGUAAUAUUUUUCCAUAAUCAAUAUUUAUGUGAAUAUAUACUUUUUCACCCUACCUCUUUUUAGAAAGUAUUUAUUUUUGUGUCUCAAGAAUUUUGACAAUUAGAAUGUCUAUUAGAUUUCAAUUGGAAUGCAUAAUUAUAACA